AUGUCUCCAUCAUCUCGGUUGCAAGAUAAAGUAGCCAUUGUCACCGGGUCCUCAUCAGGCCUCGGACGAGCAAUCGCCAUUCGGUAUGCCCAAGAGGGAGCAAAGGUAGUAUGUGCCGACCUAACCACGGAUGCGCGAUCCCAAGAGGAGGCUGAUAUUACCACCCACCUUUUGAUCGCUAGGGAGGGUGGGCAGGCUGUCUUUGUGCAGGCGGAUGUGGGAGACGCGAAGCAGAUGGAGAAAAUGGUUCAGUUCGCGGUGGAGACAUAUGGACGACUGGACAUUCUGGUAAACAAUGCUGGAAUAAGUAUUGAGGUGCGGACGCCUGCUGUGCUGCAUCUGACCGACGAGGCAACCUGGGAUACUACGAUGCGAGUCAACGCCAAGUCCGUGUUCCUGGGUUGUAAGUACGCUCUGACGCAGAUGCUGGCGCAAGAGCCACAUUCGUCUGGGGACCGGGGGUGGAUUAUCAACAUCUCUUCGAUUAUGGGAAUAGUUGGUGGAAUAGAGCUUCCGUCGUAUUGCGCAUCGAAGGGUGCAGUGAGCAAUUUGACUAGGCAAAUGGCUCUUGAUUAUGCUCCUCACAACAUUCAUAUCAACGCUAUCUGUCCUGGCUAUACUCAAACGGCGAUCUUAAAGGAGGUAACGACUGACUUGUCGACCUGGGAAGACCUGAAAAGACGCCAUCCGUUGAAAGGUCCCGGAAUCCCUGAGGACAUCGCUCGCAUGGCCGUUGUUUUGGCAAGCGACGAUGUCAGCUGGAUGACUGGAGUCUGCCUUCCAGUUGACGGCGGAUAUACAGCAAGGUAA
Molecule: messenger RNA, 810 nt
Organism: Penicillium paradoxum
Lineage: Eukaryota; Fungi; Ascomycota; Eurotiomycetes; Eurotiales; Aspergillaceae
Product: SDR family NAD(P)-dependent oxidoreductase
Exons: 4
Coding region: 1-810 (269 amino acids)
Molecular function (GO): oxidoreductase activity, acting on the CH-OH group of donors, NAD or NADP as acceptor
Source: RefSeq, a predicted model, not a curated record